Molecule: messenger RNA, 21938 nt
Organism: Podarcis lilfordi (Lilford's wall lizard)
Lineage: Eukaryota; Metazoa; Chordata; Lepidosauria; Squamata; Lacertidae
Source: the annotation of a GenBank genome assembly
AUGGACAGGUGAGAGGCCUCACCCCGCCCCGCCCUGAGCGGCCCGCGGGCGCCUCCCGUGGAAGGGACGGGCCGGACGCUCUUCCCGGGGAGUCCGCACUGCGCACGCGCGCCGCCGCUCGGCCGGCGAGCUCCCUGCCCCGCCCUCUCCUGCGAGCGCACGCGCACUCCGCUCCGCGGCCCGCCGAGGACCCGCCCUCCCCGUCGGCGUCGACGUCCCGUCAGACGGACAGGUCGCAAGCCGAGAGGCGGCCAAUCCGAAGGCGCUCCGCGGUUCGGCCCGCCCGUUCAUUGGUCGACGUCGGGUCCCGGCCCGCCUCGGCUGGCGUCGCUCCCUCCGCAGCGCGUGAGGCGGCGCGCGGCUCCGUCUGCUGCCCGUUGGCCCUCGCGAGCUGGAGACCGGCCCGCGCCCGGUGAGUGGGCCGCGGAGGGGCGGAGGGGGCGGGGUCGCCGCCGUCAGGCCCGGGGGGGGGGGCCCGCCCCACUCCGCCCCUCCCGGUUGCCGAGGCCCCGCCCCGCCCCGGCCUGGCCCCGCCCCUCCGGCUCCCGAGCGGCGCCUCAUUUCCCUCCCGCCCCCUCCGGUGCAGGUCGCGCCUCUCGGUUCCCGGCGAUGUCCGAAGGCGAAGCCAAGCAGGCAGGACCCAACAGCGGAGGAGCAGGAGGCGGCGGCGGCUCCGACCCGAAGGCCGAGGCGGCGGGGCCCGGGAUGACCUCGCUGUCCCCUCCGCUGGCGGCCUCGGCGGCGGCGGCGCAGGAGGAGGAGGAGGAGGAGGAGAGCGAGGACGAGUCGGAGAUCCUGGAGGAGUCGCCGUGCGGGAGGUGGCAGAAGCGCCGCGAGGAGGUGAGAGCGGCGCGGAUCUUCUCCCCGGGAGCGGGGAGGGCCCCGGAAAGGCCCGGGAGGAAGAAGCGGCCCCUGGGCAGCCCACCGAGGCUGCUGCGGUGGCCCCGUCGGCUUCAGGGCGCCGCAGAAACGGGAAGCCGGGAGGCCCAGCCGUCGGGCCUGCCAGGGCUGCUGUCCAGUUGGGCUCCCGGAAGCGUCAAGGACAGGGAUCUUUCCCGGCCUCCGUGGAGAUGCGGGAGCUGAGCUUGAGAGCUGCUCCUUGCCCAGCAUCACGUUGCUGCUCAGCCGCGGCUUUUCCCUGGGUGCUGCUGUUGGACAGUGCAGUGGACCCUUCCCUCUUUGGGAGAGAGAGAGGCGGUGGACUCGCCUUCCUGGGAGGUUUUUAAGCAGAGCUCGGAUGGCCACCUGUCAGGGGUGUUUUAGUUGAGAUUCCUGCGUUGUAGGGGGUUGGACUAGAUGACCCUCAGGGUCCCUUCCAACUCCACAAUUCUAUGGGCCUCCUUGCUUCCCAAGUUUUCAGUAGUUGUGGACUUGCAGGGGUGCAGAGCAGUUUCUUGCAAGGUAGGACUCUGCUCUUUGAUUCUCUAAGUCAGGCAUCUGUGUUUGUAGCACAAAGAAAGGAUGAUAUUAUUGUUGAUUUAUAUAACAUUUAAUGCCUGGAUGGCUUCUGAGUGAUUUAUGAAAUUUACUGUUGAACAUAGAGAGGAUCUAGGUGUCUUAACUGAUCGUCAUCAAAGGAACUGGAACAAACCAACGGCUCAUCCAGUCCAGCAUCCUGUCCCCCCAAGGGCCAACCAGAUGCCCCAGUGGGAAGCCCACAAGCAGGACCUGAGGGGCGGAGGUAGAAUGUAGUUGGUGACUAGUGGAAAGAGCUGCAUCAGAAGCCUGCUCUGUUGCUCUGGAGGGCAGGACAAGAAGCAAUGCAUGGGAAUUGCAGGAGGGAAACAGAUUUCAGUUCAACAUUAGUAGAAAAGUUCCCAAGUGGAGGAGCUGCUUGGCAGUGGAACAGAGGUGCCGGGGGGGGGGGGGGCUGGAGGCAUCUGGACCACCAUCCAUCAGGGAUGCAGUGAGCAGGGGGUGGCGCAAGAUGGCCUUCAGGGUCCAUUCCAACUCUGAUUAUAUUGGUUGAUUUGUAAGAAUAUUUAUAAACCAGUUCAUAAUCAUAUCAUAGCAGUGUAGGAUGAAAUAAUUAAAACACCAUAAAAAUUAUAACUACCAAAUCAAUACUUUCAGCAAGCGACAAAAUAUUGGAAUUUUAUAAGAGUAUUUUGUCAAAUGUUCCUUGCCUGCUUCAUGUUUGUGCUGCUUCUUGGGGAGGGCGUGUCAGGCUGUUUGCAGACGAAGGGUCUCUAGAGAUGAGUGUCUUCUAUUUCAGCCUCUGUUCUCUAUUGAUGCAUCAUCCUUUAUUUUAUACCCAGUUCAGCAUUCUCCUGCUUUCUUUCAAGGUGGCUGUGGGCUUUCCCCCCAGGUGGGAUAUAACUACAGUAGAGAUGGGCAUCUGACACGACAAGUAAAUCUUACGUAAGAUUAUGAAUGUAAGCGCAUAAGGAAGCAUUCAGUAUUUGGUAUUAGAAACUGAAUUCUGAUCUCAGCAUUAUGUGCAGAUCUAGAUCAGAGUUGCUUAUGAAUAAAAGAGUUCAAUAAAAAUUAGCAGCUGCAGAUCUGGCCAGCUGAAACUCAAGUUAGAGCUUAAAAUAAACAGAAUUUCAAGGUCUGGGCCAAUCCAAGUUUUCACCUGGCGCCAAAGCGAGAAUAAAGACUACCGCAGACAAUCCUUUCUGGGGAAAAGAAUUCCGAGAGAAGUGGUGGCUCUGAGGCUCAGCUUACUGGUCAGGCAGGUUUAUGUAGGAAAGAUUAGGGGCUACAACUCCCCUUAGCACCAGCCAGCCAGGUUAGGGGACGGGGAGUUGCUCUCCAGGUACUGUGGAACUCUCACCUCCUGCCAUCCAUCCCACAACACCUGGAAGGCCACGGGUUCCCCAGCCCUGCUGUAGGUGUCAUGGUUCAAAACUGUUUAGAACAUUUAUAAGCUAAAAGCAACACCUUCAAAUGUGCUCAGAUUAGACCCAGGAUUUGUACGCAUGUAGCUCCUGGUGAUAUUCUCCAUCCAUCAUCCCGUUUAACAAUUCUGAUGCUAUAUUCUGCAGUCCCUCAACUUCCUGAGCAAUGUUCUAAGACAGCCUUGUACACAGCUGUGGUCUAAACCACUGAGCCUCUUGGGGUUGGAAUCCGUGCGACAGGGUGAGCUCCUGUCUCUUUGUCCCAGCUCCUGCCAACCUAGUGGUUCAAAGGCACACCAUGCAAGUAAAUAAAUAAAUAGGUGCGGCUGUAGUGGGAAGGUAAACGGCGUUUCUGUGUGCUCUGGUUUCCAUCACGGUGUCCCAUUGCACCAGAAGCGGUUUGGUCCUGCUGGCCACAAGACCCGGAAAGCUGUCUGUGGACAAAGGCCAGCUCCCUCGGCCUGAAAGCAGAGACGAGUGCCGCACUCCAUGGUCGCCUUUGGCUAGACUUAACCGUCCAGGGGUCCUUUAUCUUUACCUUACACAAAGCUCUUUUCUCUCUUCCCCUGAAGCUGGGUAUGGCCAGGUGGUGCUCAGUGUGUGUGCAUUUAAUUCCAGCCACCCACCCAGUACUUCUCUCUUCAAGGAACAUGGCACUGUUGUCUUGAGGGACUUUAUCCUAUUUCCAUAGGUUGCCUGUAUGAGCUGUCCUUUCCCUAACCAGAGCAAUGCUGGAACAUUCCGGAAACUCCUGUUUGGGUGAUGGCUUUAGUAGGCAUUGGUAGAAAUGGCACCAGCUGCAUCUAGAAGCUUUGGGAGCCCUGACAUGUGGGUGCAAAGGUGCUUUGCAGUUUCAGGAUGUGGUUCCACACUCAGCUUCCAUGCCCUUUCAGGAAUUGAAAGGCUUGAAAGCUACGGCUGCCUCCUGCUUCCUUGGCUCAUGUUCCAGGAAAGGGUCCUCUCCCCAGGCACCUGGGUGCCAGAAGAUGUUCCUUGCUUGGAAGGGACUUGUUGCUCACCCACAGGCUGAAUGGGGGGGGGGGGCUUGGGAGGAGGUUGAGCACAUAGUUCACCUUUUUGUGCCGGCUGGCUGAGGCUGAGAGUGGCAGGAUGGUGACUGGUUUGACCAGCCAAGGCUGACUGACUGCUGGUCUUGGGGGCAGCUGACAUGCCUGCUUUGCACAGGGCAUUCCUGGGGCUAUCCUGGCUCUCUUGUGGUCUGGAGCCUUUGAUGGAAAAGGCUCCCCUCCCCGGGAGCAGUUCAAAAUGGCCAUGCCUUUUACGCUAAAAUGUGACCAGGGGCAUCUCCAGAAAGACUGGUCAUCGCUAGCCUGGCCUGACUCCUCUUUGGCCUCUGUCAGAGUUGGUCCCGAAGCUGGAAGCGAAGAGCAGGGCGAGCAGUUUGAGAGGCUGAGACCAACACAGGAGGCCUUGUUUGGCUUUCAAGCGGCUGUGCCUCUGGGUGGGGGCCUGACUUUGAGAUUGGCCUUGGGUGGGGGAAGUGUGUGUGUCAGGAGAAGAGGCACCUUGGAGGGAGAACAAGGUGGAAAGGAAUUCUGGGCAGACUCUCCUGGAAGCUUUGUCUGAUGAGCCUUUUUGGGGUGCAAAGCGGCCUGGGAGCUCCUCCCCUCCCUUUCCCCAAAUAGAUUUGCCUGCCAGCAGCCCUGAGUCUGGGGGCCUUUUUUGCUUGGCUGCAGUUUGGCCCUCCCUCUUCUUGCAGCUGUUCUCAUUCAUUGUUCCUUUGCCCCUCCCUCCUUGGCUGGGCUGGGGGGGUCGAUGUUGCUAGACAUCUCCGGGCAGAUGGUAAGGCCCUUUCGUAUUCUGUGUCAACUCACUUUGGCUGACUCACUGUGGCUUGACCUGGUGAGGACUCCAGGAAGUGGCUGUGCCCCAGAAGAGGGCUGGGCCCUGGGGAGGAAUGUGGCCCUGAUGCAAGGCAGGCUGCUGCGUCAUUUCUGUUGCAAGCUGGGGCAGGGAGGAAGCCAGGCUGGCUGGCUGGCUGGGCAGGGGCAAGGGAGCCAGGCCUGAAAAGGAGGCAACAUGGGCCUCCUGAAUGGUAGGACCAGAGGAAAGAUUCCUGCCCUCUUCUGCAACAUCAGGAAGGAGGUGUCUCUCCUGCCACUGCGUCACUCUGGUGAUGGAUGGGGAAAGCCCACCCAGGGAAACGGUCUCUGCGCAAGGCUCCAGGCUGCGGAGGCAGCAAGAGGGGCAGGCGCCUUUCUGCACACUGGCUAUAGAAGGAGGAGUAUUAGGCAAACCACCAGCCAGGCCCAGCUUGUUCCAGGUGUGGGUCCAGCCAAGCCUUGGGGUGCCCCCCACCCCCUGGCAGCCAGAGGCAGUUCUGCCUUCUGCAGAGGAGGGGGGCAAGAGGAGGAGGAAUCCUGGCCCAUUCUCGCUCCCUUGCCUCUCCUUGCUUGGGGAAGGGACCAGCAUGGUGGCCUGGGGCCUCUUGCUCCUGGCAUUGCUGCUUUUGCUGGUUUCUCCCAUGCCACAGGGCCAGGGGAGAAGGCAGGCAGGCUCAUCAGAAGUGGCAGGGGGCAGGCCCAGCAGAGGGAAGCCCACCUUUCAAGGGAUCUAUGGGCAUGACCUUUCAGCCGAACAUCUGUCCUAGUAUAGCUGGGGGAAAUUCUUGCAGUGUGAAUUGUUCAGGCCAGAAGAACAAGAGGAAUGACUUCCACAAAGUCUUGCCUUCCAGUCUUCUUGAUUUGUUUCUCUUCAGAUGUGUAGAUCAACCUUUUUUGGCUGGAGGGCCAUAUUGGCCCAACCCUCUGGGGGAACAAGUGCCCACAAACUUUUUGUUAUCGUAGUAUCGUAACUUGGUAGUUUUUUUUUUAAGUGUUGCAGGGAGACGAAACCUCAGGCAUCAUGCCAUCACAACUGGGGACCCAUGGGAGGGGGUUGUUAUCAGAGUUAUGGGUAAUUGAGGCAUUGCAGGCUUUGUGGUCCCCAAGGAUCUGCGUUGGGCUCAGUACUGUUUAAAAUUAUUCUGAAUUUUCCAGGUUUUUGCCAUUAUUUUAUCAUCAGCAUCGGCAUCAAUUCAACUUACAUCCCACUCUUUCUCUCAAAGGUGCCCAGGGUGACAAACACAUCAAUAGCAAUAUCAUUUAAUUUAAUUUAAUUUAAAACAAUUAAAAGCAUUCCCCCCCCCAACAGGGAUUUCAGGAACAGCAUUUCAGCCAUCAAAUGCUUGGGGAAGCAGGAAUGUUUUUAAUUUCCUCCAGAGAGUCGGUGAUGAGGGAGGCAGUCUCCAUAAAUGACCCAUAAUUGCUCAUGGUGGUGAAAUUCCAAGCAUAUUGUGAAGAGUACCAAAAGUCUUUUCCUGUACCCUGGUGUCGGAACAUAAAUCUUUGAUAUGGAAUAGGAUGUCAGGGAAGCUUUUACUAGCCAGAGUGGCUAGGACAACCCAGUCAGAUGAGUGGCAUAUAAAUAAUUAAAUUAAAUUAAAUAAAGUAAUAAAAAUAAAAUAAAAGAACAACCCCCUCCUAUGCAAGCAGGGCCUGAGCACAAGACCCAUCUCUCCUGUCAGAAAGCUCCUCCUGGUGUUUAGUUGGCAUCUCCUUUCUUGAAACUUGACUCCACUGGUUCAAGUCCUUCCCUCCAGAGCAGGAGAAAAGAAGCUCCUUCCCUCUUCCAUGUGGCAGCCCUUCAGAUAGUUGAAUAUGGCUUUCGUCUCUCCUCUCAGUCUCCUCUUUUCCAAGGUAAACAUACCCAGUUCCCUCAACCAUUCCUCAGAAGGCUUUGUUUCCAGACCCUUGAUUAUCUUGGUUUGGAUAUUUAGUCAACCAUGGUUUUCGUUGAAUCAUAGAACUGUAGCGUUGGAAGGGAUCCCAAGGGUCGUCUAGUCCAACCCCUUGCAAUGCAGGAACCCCCUUUAGCAUUAUGCCAUUCACUUUCUUAUUUUCCAGAGUCCUUACUCCUUUCUAUUCUGCUUUGGGCAAGAUUUCUGUUCUCUGAAUGAAGGCACCCUCUGCCAUUAAAUCUCUCUGCUGGACUGGGGGGGGGGCAUUUCCUAAUCAGUGGUCUACAUUCUAGCUGAGCUUCUGUCAUCAUGGUGUUAAAUAGCCACUGAGCACCUUGGGGAAACUUCAUCGUCUCAGUUCUUAAUUGACCCCCACAUUUUUAGGUUUCCCCCUUUAAAACUGUCUUGUGCUGACUUGGCAACCUUCUAGUCAUGUCUUGAAAUUGAUAAAUGUCCAUGAGAUCGAGAUUUUCCCCCAGAUCCUGGGUAUCACUCAGGAUAAAGCCGAGGCUUCCACCCCCCUCCAGUGGAUUCCAGGACUGACUUUCUCAGCCACCGUCAUUUAGGGCACGAGAGCUUUUUGACUCUUGGUGACAUGAAUCUCUGCUGUGAUUUUCAGAGCAGCAAGACUGACUUGCCAGGAAGAGGUCUUGGAGCAAAUCUUUCUGGGCUGCUCCUGUCCUCAGGAGUUUCCUGACUCAGGCGUGGGGGUCUCUGCAGGCACCAGCACCUCGUCUCCACAGCUCCCUGAAUCACUGCUUUUAUUUUUGCCCCUCUUCAUGCAGGUGAAUCAGCGCAAUGUUCCUGGGAUUGACAGUGCUUACCUGGCAAUGGACACAGAAGAAGGGGUGGAAGUGGUUUGGAAUGAGGUCCAGUUCUCGGAGCGCAAGAAUUUUAAGCUUCAGGAGGUUGGUGAGCCUGGGAUGGGAAGGAUGGGGAGUAGGUGGGCAUCAUGCUCAGGAUCCUGGGAGGUAGUGGCAUAAAUCCCAGCAGUGCAGAACCCUGUGGGAAGACUGGCUAGCCUCCCGGGGGGGGGGGCUGGCUGCUGCCUGGCCAGCCCUUGGGGGUUCUCUCCCAGCGCUGCAUCCGUCUCUCCACGGCUGUGAGGCUGGGGUAAGCCAAAGGCUCUCCUCUUCCUGGGGUCUGGCAUUCCUCUGCUUUGUCCCUGCAGGAGAAGGUCAAAGCUGUCUUUGACAACCUGAUCCAGCUAGAACACCUGAACAUUGUGAAGUUCCACAAGUACUGGGCAGAUGUGAAGGAGAACAAGGCCAGGGUAAGUGGGGUGCCCCCCCCAACGUCUUCCUGAUGGGCUUGUGGAGAAGCAGCAGCAGUUGGUGACUUCCUUCUCCUUUCCAGGUGAUCUUCAUCACUGAGUACAUGUCCUCUGGCAGCCUGAAGCAGUUUCUGAAGAAGACGAAGAAGAACCACAAGACCAUGAAUGAAAAGGUGACCCUCACUUCUUUCUCCUCCCUCCUCCCUCUGCUCCUGGGUCCCAGGCCUCCUGCUGGGGCCGUCCUGCCUUUGAGCACAGAGAAGCAGCUUCCUUUGGCCAACCCAGAGCCCCAGAAGGACAGGAGGCUGGGGAGGAACCAGGAAGUGUCUGGCCUCUUCCUUCUGAGUGGCAUGGAAGGAAGCAAGGAAAUAAGGAAAGUAUUUGCCUGUUGCAGUCAAGCUACCUGUUGUGGGUGUUGCUUAGAGCCUCUUCCUUUUAUCUGUCUUUAGGCCUGGAAGCGCUGGUGCACCCAGAUCCUGUCUGCUCUCAGGUACGUGCUUUGAUUCCCUCAAAGGCUUUGGGAGCCUGGCUGCUCAUGCCCCCUUUGGUUCUUCCGAGGCCAGGGUGGAGAGCGGUUGCUUCUGGCUCCCUCUAGCAGUUGUGGCAGGACUUGGCUUGCCGCUUUGCCAGCCUGCCUGCCUGCCUGCCUCCCCUCCUUCUCAAGCUGACUGAAGGUAAGAGAGUGAUGGCUGUUGCUCUCUUGGGGAGUCCCUGGCAGCCUCAGGCACAAGGCCUUGGUUUUGCCCCUGUGAAAGUGGCCUUUUGUUGGGGCGGUGAGUGCUGGUGCCAGCCUCUUGGGCCCACCAUUCCUUGUGUUGCCAUUCCAGUUACCUUCACUCCUGCGAUCCUCCCAUCAUUCACGGAAACUUGACUUGUGACACCAUCUUCAUCCAGCACAAUGGGCUGAUCAAGAUCGGGUCAGGUAAGCCUCUCCUCCGGAGCCGCAAGCCAGUGAUGUAAAGAGUCACUGGAAAGGGAAGGAGCUCCCCAGAAGGCCCAGGGGCUUGGUGGGCUCCUGCUGCCCUGCUCACCUGGGAUUCUGAGCCUCAGCUGGUGCCUCUCUCUGUAGCCUUCAUUGCUGACUUCUGGAAACCUCCUGGAGAACUCUGCCACCUGGAUAUGUGUGGCCCUGAGCAGCUACUGCUGCCGCUGCUGCCACCACCUUCUCAGGCUUCCCAGCCCCCAGCUUCCUCCCACCCCACGCUCUGUGCCUGGACAGGCUGCCCAGACCAUGGGUGCCUGCGUCACUCCAGGGCAUGGGGCAGGAAACUGCUUCCAGGUGGCCUUUGGUCCCUUGGGGAGAAACCCUCCUUCCUCUUUUUGCUGCUUCCCUGCCAGCCGGGCGCUUGGACAGGCAGCCAGCCGGGACUUUGAGGAAAGGGAAGGGCAGCUGGAGUGCUUUGCCGAGCUGCCUUUUGGAGAUCCCCAGCCCCCAAGAGCUCUGAGGAGGAAAUGGGAGAGUUCCCCUUGGGCUUUUUCUGGGGCUCUCCCACUUCUGGGAAAUUUCUGGAUUCUCUUGAGAGCUCCUGGGACAGACUAGCCAGAACCCUCUUCUUGCCAAGGGCAGUUAGGUUGACUUUCCUGGCAGAAGACAAGGGCUGGGACUUGGCUGGCGACUGCAGUUUCCUGGGCACUAGGAGAGACCUGUGGCGGUUAAAUUGGUAGGAAACUCAUCACAGUGUAGAGCUGCCAAGGGGUGCAAGUGUUGGGGGGCAGUGUGUGUGUGUGUGUGUGGUGCAUGGCAAUGGACUGCUGGCCUCUGUGGUUUCAAGUCCUAAAACUCCUUUGAGAACAAAGCCCUUCUAAGGUGCCUGCAGUUCAGGGGCAGCCAAAAUGUCACCCGGCUGAGUGCAGAGGCCUUGUCUGGUAAACUGCCUCUGAGGGUGGAGAUUCUCUUCUGGACUUCGAAGGGCCUGUCCCACCACCACCACCCUGUGACUGCCUUUUCCUGCCCCCCCCAAAAAAAAGGAGUUCAGGGUGGCUGGGUUUUUUUCCAAUGGAGUUUUGCAUCACCCUUUUCUGUAAACGGCCCUGGGAAUUUUUGCUGAAGGGCAGCAUAGACCUUUCUAAAAUAAACAAAGGUGGCCUCCCUGGUUUCCCUGCAAGGGUUCCGCCUAGACUCAUGUCCCUCCCCUUGUCACAGUGAGUUCCAUAUGUUGUGAGGCAGGGAAGGGCCCAGAGACCUGCCUCCAGUGAUGCUUUUGCCAAGGCUGAGGAAGACCAGCCCUCCUGGUGGAACAAAGACUCUUCUGACGCAAACUGCAAGAUUGACCGACCUGCUUGCUCUGUGCUUGGGAUGCCUUUGGCUGAGUGGUGGGCAGAGAGUUUUGUGGGGAUGCCAAGGUGCCAAGGGAUGCCCAGUCUUCCCUGCUGCUGGAUCUUUUACUGCUGCUGCUGCUGCGCCUGCAGGGCCAUCGCUUGGAGCCACUCGUCUCAGGAUUCUGCCCCAGCGUAGAACAGACUUCAGAACCUUCUGGAGUCUUGGCCAAGUUUGAGCAGAGCCCCCCCCUUCAAGAAAAUAAUGUGUGUUCAAGUUUUCAAGAAUUGCAAAGACCACCACAGGGCAAAGAGCUCACAAUAGUACCAUCCUCUUUUUUGCUUUGUACAAGUUUGGGUCUACGAUAUUUCAUCCAGACAAGACCACCCGUAAGGAGCUAUGGGCCAGUGACAUCUUCUGGCCAUCUCUAGUGGAAGAAACCCUCACUGCUUCCAAGAGAAGAGCCUUUCCUGGCAUGCUUUGUGGGUGAAAGAGAGCAUGGAUGAGGCCCCUGAGCUGCUUGGACAGGGAACUCACGCAGGCUGGAAGAGCCACCCUUGGGAUUGGGGAACUCCAGGGCAGUGGCGGCUGGCAACCUUGCACAAUGCUCAGAACCCCCCCCCCCGGGCACAAGAGAGGGGGCUCUGCAGUUGGGCUAAGAUGCAGGAGAACCAGGCCGCCACCUGCCCUGUGGCUCCGGAUCAUGGCAAAGCUUCCAGCCUGCCUCCACACAGGGACCAAUGCCGCUUCUGCUUGACAUCUCUGGCGGAGCUCGUCUCACUGGUGUUCCUGCAGCAGCUGAGUCAAGGGGGUGAAGCACCUGCUCUUUCAAACUCUCUUGCUCCCCGGGACAUGGCAAGGGGCAGCAGGGCUGUGAUUUAGGAAAGCUCCACGGCACCAUUUGCGCCUGUCAGCAGCGCCUUUGGGUGGAUGGGUGCAGGGGCUGGAGCCCUCCUCUGCCGUUGUCUGUCGGGAUCUUAGUAGCUGGUGUGGGAGGCCAGCAAAUGCCCUUGGCUCUCCCCUCCGAGGCUCAUUUGAGAAGAGGGAAGAGAAGGAAGCGCGGCUGUGGUGUGACUGGCACCUGUUGUGUGGAUCUGGCCCAGAAGCAAACUCGGAGGCCUCCGCCUGCCCCAUCCUCUACUGGGGCAGGUCUUGCUUCAGUCCCCACGGAACUGGGUGGCUCCUUUGGGUCCCACCUGCACCUGGGCAUUGGCACGCUGGGCUGGGCACAGACGGCAGAGGGAGAGCUUCCCCCUCCUUCCACUCGCCACCUUUGGCUUCCUGGCUGCCACUUUCCCACAACCUCUUGAUGAGCCAUUUUUGUACUUAGUGGGGAAUUGAACGGGUGGUUGUCUUAUGGGUUUGGUCAGCUGAAGCUGGGGAGGAAAUCGGGAGGUGGGCCAGUACUUUGCCCCGCCAUCUUCCCUUCCCUUGGGCUGGGAAGAGCUUCAGGGCCUGCAGUGCUGCUUGGGAGGCUCUGCCUGGCUUUGCCACCUCCUGCCCUAAGUCUGGGAGCAAGUGGACGGAGGCUUGGUUGUGGUCGUGGUCCCAGCACCUGAACCCUGACCUUAGGAUCCCCCUCUGUCUGCCGCACGCACCUUCUUCAGAGACAUUUCUCUCUCCCUUCAUGCCUCCCCCCAAAAUCUGUUAAGAUUCCCACCCCCCAAAGCCAAAAAAACUUUGGAAAAACCCAGAGCUCUUUUCUGCCUCUUUCCCUGCCUGUUUUCUCUUCCCUCCAUCUCCACUCCCAGCCCCAUUGAUGAUUCAGGGGUGGGGGGAGCUUCUUGCAGCCCCAGUGGCUGGCAGUUUUGUCCAGGAGGUUCCCACUGCUCAGCCCCACCUGAGGCUGCCUGUGAGGUGUGCAGAGGAGGCCCUGAAGCUGGGGGGGGGGGGAGGUCAGGGGGGCUAGUGAAAAGAGGGGAGGCUGCUGGACUCCUGGACUGGAGAGGCCUCUGGGCUUGGCUUGGCUGGGGGUCACCAGGCACGCAUGGCCUCCCUUCCUCUGGCAGCUGUGGAAGAGGAGCUGCCUUGGGGAGAGGACUUCAGGCCUCUGUUUCCCCAUGACCCACUGGAAAUUGGGGGGGGGGGUGUGCUUGGAGCUGACCUGGGGGCAAGGGAGAUGGGAAGGCAGCGAGGAUCCUGUACUACUAAAUCGCAUGCCCUGUGGAGGGACUUCAAGAGAAGCCCUCCCCUUCCCCAGCAGCGCCUGGGCCCCUUCCUCACCCCACUCCCUUGGCAGGGAGUCUCUGGUCUGCUCCUGGGCCCAAGUGCUGGCUGAGCCAGAAGCAGCUCCUGGCCGUGCUGGCCUGGUCAGCGCCUUUUCCUGAUGCCCUGCUGGGGGUGGCCAGUGGGCAGCUUUGGGGGCAGCUUCUUGGGUUCUGGCAGGAGCAGGGAAGGGCCUUGCCCCAGGAGCCCCCCACCCUCCAUCGCCUUCCGCUGUGGCUGGGUAGGCAAGGACCGCCUCUCCCUGCCCGGUUGUGGUGGCCGUGGGCGCUGUGGCUGCUGAGGUGAAGGGCUGACCCCUCGGUACCCACCAUGUCUGGUUUUACUUCCUGCUUUUAUGGGCUGCCUCUUUCUCUCUCUCUCUCGCCAACAGUCUUUCAUAGGAUUUUUGCUAAUGGUGAGCAAAUCUCUCUGCUCUGUGAUGUGACUGUGACCUUUGGAGCAUCUAUCUAUAGAGAUAUAGAUAUGAGAGCAUCACUUUGUAUAUUGGCAUAUAUGACGCUCGUUUUCCUCCCGGCGAAGGCUGGCACCUGGGCUCUAUGGAGCUCCACCCCAGUCCUGCCACCUGUUGGGGCUCCUCGGGGGGGUGGGGGGGCUGCCUUUCUGCUGCAUGGCUGCCUCCUGCAUGUGUGCUGGGCUGCUUGUGCCUGUGGAGAAGCUGCUGCCGCCCUUGCAGCCUCCUCCUCCUCCACUCGUGGCCCGGGGGGGGGGUGGUGUCCUGCUUGCUGUCUGCUUGUGGCUUCGCUGCCUCCUCCUCCAGCUCCCUGCGGCCGGCUGUUUGGCAAUGGGUCGGACGUUUGUGGUGGAGCCUGACUCUUGGGAGCUGUGUGCCUGGUGUCGCCUGCGCAGGGGCCUGGAGGUGCUUGGGAGACCCUGGCGGAGCCGUGGAAGUGCGCAGGCCCUGCAGCUGCUCUGCUGCUGCCCCCUCUUCUGCGGGGAGCCUUUGGGGAGCUGCCUGCGCCUCCUGCCUUAGUGGUAGGGAGGUCUGCCUUGGGAAGGGCCGUCUCUUGCUUCCACUGCCAGCAAGGAGAAGACACAGGGCUGGCGGAGAAGGCCAAUGCCUGGCGCAAGAUGAGCUGUGCCCUGCAGGCGGAAGGUUCUGGCGGUGAGACGGGGGCCCUGGGGUGUCCUCCCCCCCCCCCCGGCAUGGCCAAGGACUGAAAGAGCCCUUCGCUUUGGGCAGGCAAGAAAUCCUUGGGCACCUUGGUCCAGGCGAGCUCAGUGGAGCGGAGCAGGUGGAAGCUGGACGAGAGCAGGGCCGAGAGGAGAGGUGGCGCUCGUGGCGCAGAGGCGGCAGGUAACGCGAGGAGGAGGAGGGCGGCCAGGGCGCUGGCACUGCUUGGGCUGCAUGCAGGUGGCAUGUCUUCUGUGGAAGGGAGCCUGGCCAGGAGCAGAGCUCAGCUUUUCUCAGGGCCCCAGUCUCUGGGGUGGGUGAGUUUGGGUGGUGUGCUCAGUGAGUCUCGGGCGUGGCUGUGUAUCUUGGCGAGGUUUUCAUGGGCUGGGGAUGAAAUUCCAGGGUCUGUCAAAGGCCUUGCCCUGCCCAGAGGCAGAAGGAAGUCUGCAAAACCAAGCCCGCUUGCUUCCUGGGCGUACCACUGGACAGUGCAUUUGAUUUGGACACUUGAAGCACUAAGUCUGGGAAAGACACAGCAGCUACACCGGAGGGACCUCUUUGGGGCUGGGGGCGCCUGCUAUGCAUUGCGCCCCCCCCCCCCCGUUCCUUCCCCAGAAGACACUUUCCGGAGGAGCCAAGGUGGUGGUAGGGGGCUGGGUCUUCAUCUGCCACAGAGAGAGAACACUUUCGGGAAAGGGAGCCAAGCUUAUUUGACUGCUUUAAGAAAGUGAAGUGCUUUGAGCUGGAUCCCAAAGACGGUGGGCAGCAGGAAGAGAGCUGCCAGCUGUGUUGGCAAAGGCUUGCCUGGGCAAAAGUGAGCCCAGCACUCCAGGAAGCUGAAGGCCCUGCCGUUCUCCGCAAGAGGAAGGACAGAAGCUGCCCUCUUCCGAGUCGAGAGCCGCGUGGCCUUGUCUCUCUUGCCUGAUGCCAGCAGCUCCGCCUUGCUUCGUUUGCCUGCCUGCCUGAGAGCCUCAACCGCAGGUGCUGCAACCUGAAUGCCAGACUUAGUUCCUGAAAAGCAUGUCCCCCCCCCCCCCAGCAGAAGGAAGCCUUUGAGCAAGUUUCCCAUUUUUGGCAUGAGGGAUAAAAACACCUUUCUGUGACUAGAAUACGCUUGCUGUGUACAGAAACUCUGCAGACAGAUGGGAUUAGCACAUACAAUUAUAUUUGGUGGCAUAUUUCUGAAAUUAAAAAUAUAGGUACCUUGCAUUUAUUCUGAUCAGGACAAGUGUGCCUGAGCUUUUUCUGGUUGAGAAACUGGGAGCGUCCAAACCAUGGGUAGGCAAACUAAGGCCCAGGGGCCGGAUCUAGCCCAAUAGCCUUCUAAAUCCAGCCCGCAGACAGUGCAGGAAUCAGCAUGUUUUUACAUGAGUAGAAUGUGUCCUUUUAUUUAAAAUGCAUCUCUGGGUUAUUUGUGGGGCAUAGGAAUUCGUUCAUUCCCCUCCUCCAAAUAUAGUCCAGCCCCACAAGGUCUGAGGGACAGUGGACCAGCCCCCUGCUGAAAAAGUUUGCAGACUCCUGGUCCAAACCCUUGUGUACAUGUCUGGCCCCCUGUGUAGAGGCUGGAAUUAAAACUAACCAGAAAGUCCAAACCCCUUACAGACACCACAGUUCUAACACCUGGUGGAAACCCAAGGAGGAGAGGCCAGGAUAUCGUUCCAUGGGUCAGAAGUGGAGUGGGAGAUUUGUGGGGGGACAGGGGAAGCAGCAGGACUGGGGAGUGGUUUUGUGGAGCUUUGGAGCGAAGUUUUAAGUAAAAGACAAUUAUAUAUAAAAAACCAUCAUGUGGGAGGCUGGGGCAGUGGCUGAGAGGGGAAGGUCCAUUCUGUCUGCUAGGGUGAAAAGCACCAUUUUAAGCUCAAGUCAGUCUUGAAAAUGGAAAGCAGAGAACAUGAAUCCUGCCUUCCUGGCAGUGAUCCAAGCGUAAAGAAAACGUUAAAGGGUGCCAGUCAGGAAGUGUUUGGCUUCAGUGUCUGGGAAAUGACCUUUAAAACCACAUCUGAAUUGCGGGGGGUGUGUGUGAGAGAGAGAGAGAGAAUUUGGGGCUCUUCUAGCAGGCGCCUCUGGCCAUUGAAACCACUAGGUUGGUAAUUUGAGUUGUGUUGAGGUGGUCCUAUGAUGGCUUACUGCUUCCAGAAGGGAGUCUGGGGCACUUUUGGAGGACGGGAGAGCUUUGCAGCAAAGGAGGUGGUGGCAGCAGCUAAUGGAGCUCCAGCUUGCCUGAACUGAGCAUUCCUGUCAUGAAGUCUUUCUCUGCCUUUCCAGGCCAAAACUGAGCUUCCUUCUCAUGUGCAGGCUACCAGGUCACAAGCUGGAUUUUAGGGGUGCUUUGCCGCAGGCCAUAGCUGGUAUAAUCUUCCCUUCUAAGGCAGCAGCAGUUGUGUUAGAAAGUGGCUGGUACUGCAUCUGGCUUUGGGGGCCAAGGAAGAGGAGGAGGAGGCGGCUUGGUGCGGCUUCUGCCCCAGCAUCUGUCUUCUGCUCAUCGCUGCUACCCUCAGGGUGGCCACCAAGUCCCGCCCUCUGUGUCGAUCCCUGCUUUGGGGCCUGGGUCUGUGGCACUCUUGGCUCCAGGGCCACUGCCCCCUCCCCUUGGCAUUUCUCAGGUGACUGGGCCAUUGGGAUCUUUGCUCUUGGGUGGUGCCUCUUGAGUGAAUGGAUGGGGCAGCAGUGGAGGGGAGGCAGCCCUCUUUGGUGGGGAGACAGAGGCUGGUGCAAACCUGAUCAAGUGGGAAUCCCCCUCUCCAUUGCUGGGCUUUCAGGAAAAGGCCUGAAGCCAGCCAGUGUGUGUGUGUGUGUGUGAGAGAGAGAGAGAGAGAGAGUGAGAGAGAGAGAGAGAGAGAGAGAGAGAGAGAGGUGAGGACUGUCUUGUCUGUACCCUUCCCUGUCAUUCAGGUGUCUGUGGGUGGGUCAGUGUGGGUGUCUGUGGAACACCAGCUGCUGCUACUGCUACUGCUCAGGAUCCCCCCCCUUACUCUGCAGCCCCUUGUGCCUGCCUUAGUGCUGGUCCAGCUGACGCUUCUCUGCAGUGGAGACCCAGGAGAAGCAGAAAGGACUUCCUCUGCCUUCUUCCUCCAGCAGUGCUGCCUUGCCCACGCCCCCUCCCCCCGGCUCCCAUUGGGCUCAUCUGCUUUCCCUGGUGGGGUUGCUUUGGCUGCUGGGGCUUGGAGCUCACCCAGGAAAGAUGGAAGAUCUGGAGCAGCAUGUGGACCUGCCUCCCCCCCUUUGCUUCUGAGCUGCGUCUGCCCUUGUCUUGCACUGGGACUGGACUGGGGUGGCAGCAGCUGUGCCUGAAUGCCCUCUGCCCGCCCCAUGAGAGCAAUUUGGGAGGGAGGAGGAGGCUCAGCCCCUGAUUCCUUGCUGUUUUCCCCCCUCUUCCAGUGGCCCCAGACACCAUCAACAACCAUGUGAAGACGUGUCGUGAGGAGCAGAAGAACCUGCACUUCUUUGCCCCGGAGUAUGGCGGUAAGAAAGGCAGGAGAGCAGCAGUUCGUUGUUUGGGGGGGGGGGGAGGGCUGAAGUGGCUCAUCAGGGUUGGUGUAAUUUUCCAUGUCUUGAGGCCCCCCCUCCAUGUUUGGUUUCUGUUCAGAGUUCGCACACCAGCUACACUGGGUGGCUUAGAUACCAGUCCAAGGCUAAAUGCCCGGAGCAUGACUCAUCCACCCUUCCUUUCUCUAAGGCAGUGCUUCUCAGCCAUGUUGUUGGACUACAGCUCCCAUCAUCCCUGACCACUGGUCCUGCUAACUAGGGACAAUGGGAGUUGUAGUUCAACAACAGCUGGAGACCCACGGUUGAGAAACGCUGCUCUAAGGAACGUGUAUGGGCAGAGGCGGCUGUAAAGCCGAGGUUGCGUUCAGCAGGGUUGCCAGGAGUGUGAGCUCUUCCCCAAGGAGAGCUUUUGCUCAGUGCGAGGUGUCGGUGGAGAAGCUGCAGGUUACAUGCUGUGUGGUUCAGCACAGCAAGGUGAGCUAGCAGGGUCAAGUGCUAGCGGAUUUCUCUUGUAUCUUCACAAGGUCUCCUUCUAAGACCAGAAGAAUGGUGUUCUAGUAGGUUAGCUCAUGUACCAGCCUCUCUUAAAGGUUCAUGUAGCUGAGGUGUUUAUGCUUGUCUUGUGCCAUGAGACAAUAAGCACUUUAAACUGAACUGAGUGGGAAAGGAGGUUUCUUAACUGGGAGCUCUGGGAAAGGCUGGCUACUGGAAAACAGGAAAACUCUUGAUACUCUGCUAGAAGACUCUCCUGGAUUCUGGAUCUGGGCAUACUCUGCUGUUUGCCCUGGUCAAAGUGGGGCGUAGUAGUAGCUACAAAUGGUGGGUCCAAGUCUUAACAGGUUAUGGGCCAAUAACAACUGGUACCCCCCCCCCAACUUCCCAAGCCCGAUGACUGAGUGGCUCUGAAUGGCCAUUGCCAGCCAGCCAGGGGGGUCCUGAUUCCUGGUUUUGUGUUCCAGAAGUUGCACAUGUGACGACCGCGGUGGAUAUCUACUCCUUCGGGAUGUGUGCGCUGGAGGUAAGGCAAGGAGAGCUGUGAAGAGGGAGGGUUGGGGGGCAUAGCUGCUCCCCCCCCCCAACCUCGAAUCUUUAUGGGAAGGGGCGGCUUGUUUGGCAUCCUGGUCUUAUCUCGACAGGGUUAGGAGUGCACAGUGCAUCUCCUUGUGUCGUGCAGGGGGUGUCAUUUGGUCUCUGUGAUUUCUGAAAACUCCAGGAACAGAGGAGAGAGAGACCCAUUUGGAAAGGAGGGAGCCAGUCCCCUUUCUCUCCCUCGUUGUGUGUGAUGGCGGCUGGUGGAGCCCUUUGGUUCCUCCGGGAUCGCAGCAUGCCAACUGUGGGGCUCAGCCCCCCACUGAGCUGUGCUUCUGCUGUCCCUGCAGAUGGCGGUGCUGGAGAUCCAGGGCAAUGGCGAAUCCUCUUAUGUGCCCCAGGAAGCGAUCAACAAUGCCAUCCAGUUGCUGGAGGAUCCCUUGCAGCGGGUGAGGCACCCCUCCCCUCCUCCCUCCCUCCCGGGACGGGCACAAGUCUCGGCCUUCACGUCUUCUCCUUCCUUUCCCUCCUUCCAGGAGUUCAUCCAAAAGUGCCUGGAGCUGCAGCCCAGCAAGAGACCCACGGCCCGCGAGCUCCUCUUCCACCAAGCCCUCUUUGAAGUGCCCUCUCUGAAGCUCCUGGCAGCCCACUGCAUUGUGGGCCAUCAGCGUGAGUGGAGGCUGGGGGGGGGGCUCAGGGAAGUGGCUGGGGAGGCCUAAUCCCUUCCUCUGGAGGCAGAGAGCGGAAACAGCCAAGGGCACUGAGCAGAGCAGCCCUUGCUGGGUCUGGCCUUGAACCUUUGGCCCUCUGUGCCUUCCCAGCUCCUGGCUAGAGUCCUCCUGGAGAGCUCUUUGGGGCAGGGUGGAAGGCUGCUGGGGUCUGGGGCUUUCUCAGCCCCGAGGGCCCUUUGAGCUGCUCUGACUGAUGGCCCUGGAUGGGUCCCCUCCUUCCAUGCUUCAGCCUGGCCCUCAGUUGGUGCUGUGAUUUACAUCUUGUGGUGCCGCAUUCUGCUUGGGGAGCGGUGGCGGCCCCUACCCCCCCCCCCCACACUCAGAAGGCAGGAAGUCCCUGGACCACUUUCUGGCAGAACCUGCAGUUUCAGAAAGGGGCUUGGGUUGCCACAGGGGAAAUAACUUCCCCUAGGAUCCAUUCGUCCCUCACCCCACUCUGGUUGCUUCUCUUCCUAGUGCUCCUCCUCCUCCUCAUUUUCCCUAAACUGAAAAGGCCCAAUUAUUUUCACAUUCCGUUUUUAGAGAAGGUUCCCAGUAUCUUGGUUGGCUUUUUCCACGCCCCUCUCCUGCCUUUAUGGACAGGUGCUAGGAUGUUGGCAAUACGAAAAUGCCUCAAAAUCCAGUUGCUCUUAUAACACACUAGGCAUGGCCUUUUUCUUCCUGCCAUCACUCACUGAGCGUGUUUUCCGCUGCAGCCCAAAGGCCUCUUCCAUUGGCCAGACCCCGUCUGUUCGGGUCCCAUGGGGCAUCUGGGAAGUGUGGAUGUUUCUGCCCCAGAGGCCACUUGCUUCAUUCUGACUUCCACUGCACUUCUUUCAACCAGUUUGGAGAGAUCUUUUGGGGGCUCUUUGCAAACCACUUGGGCUUCCUUUGUGCUGAAUAAUUUGCAAAUUUGGCCACUUUUGAUGGCUCAGAUCAUUUCUAGUCCAAGUCAAAGAAUUGACCCCCAUACCGACCCUUGGACAGCCCCUCUCCUGCCUUCCAUCAACUGCGAGAACCAUCUGUGCUUCCUGUCCUGUUAACCCGCCACCCGCCCUUCAUAGGAAGCAAGGAGUGUCCUUUGCCUUCCUUGCAGAGGGUGAGGGGAUGUUUGAAUUGUAGAUGGGGAAGGGACCCUGAGGGUCAUCUCACCCAACCCCCUGCAACAUUCCUGAAAGACUCCUUUGCCUCCUGACAGACAUGAUCCCAGAGAACGCCCUUGAAGAAAUGACCAAGAACUUGGACAUGAGUGCAGUGUUGGCAGAGAUCAACCAUGCCGACCGCGAGGGCGUCCGCAUGAUGUGAGGCUUCUCUGAGGGGCUGGGAAUGUGGGGAGGGGGAGGGCAAGCAGUGGGUGUCCCUCUGGCCCCUCCCCAAGGAGGCCAGGGAGGGGAGCAGGCAGCAAAGAUUUUGCAUUCAGCAUUGAGAUCCCCCUUUAUCUAACUCUGUGCUUUCCCCACCGCACAGCUUCUCCCAGUCCCCAGCCCUGGAGCUAGACAAGUUUCUGGAGGAUGUGAGGUGAGAAUUUUCUUCCACCACCUUCUUGUGUGCCAGGGAGCCUCUCCUGGGCUGACCCGCCUGGACCCUUGCCUCCUUCCCUUCUCUUCCACCAAGUGGAAGGCCUGCAACUUUGCUGCCCACCUGGGGAACAGAGCCUGACCCCUCUCCCCCUCUAGGAACGGCAUCUACCCCCUCACAGCCUUCGGCCUGCCCCGCCCUCAUCAGCCGCAGCAGGAGGUGGUGACGUCUCCCAUUGCGCCCCCAUCGGUCAAGACGCCCACGCCAGAGCCUGCGGAAGUGGAAACCCGCAAGGUGAGUUGCUGUCCUGCUCCACUCAGGUCCUGGAGCCUGGCCAGCAGGCACAGCCAGGGCCUCCCACCCCACUCACUGCCUCCCCUUGCCUCCCGCAGGUGGUCCUGAUGCAAUGCAACAUCGAGUCAGUCGAGGAAGGGGUGAAGCACCAUGUAUGUACCAACCUGGGCUGGGGGGGUGUCUCUUCCACCAUGCUGCCCUAUUUGAAGGGGCUUGGGUUGGCUGCGUGCCAGAGCCCAGGGGCCAGGAACUGACUUUGGCUUCUCUCUGCCCAGUUGACACUGCUGCUGAGGCUGGAAGACAAGCUGAACCGACACCUGAGCUGUGACCUGCUGCCCAGUAAGUCCCGCCCUCCCUCCCCCCUGGCUGGGCAUUGCUGGGCAAGGGAAGCCCUCCUCCUCCUCCUGACUUUUGGCUGCCUCUUCUUCUCCCCCUCUCCCAGGUGACAAUAUCCAGGAGCUGGCGGCCGAACUGGUCCAGCUGGGAUUCAUCAGUGAGGUAGGAUCCUGCCCACUGGCAGGCUGGGUGGGUGGGCUCAGCCCGUGAGUGGGGCUCUCACUGGCCUCUCCUUCCCUCUGCCCCUUGCAGGCUGAUCAGAGCCGGCUGAGCUGUUUACUUGAAGAGGCCUUCAGCAAGUUCUUCUACUCACGGAACGGAGCGCUGGCGGCCGUCACCGUCUCCUCCUAAGGGCUGCCCCCAUGCCAGCAGUGCCCGGGCGCUGCCUCCGCAAAGGGCCCCCUCCCCCCGCCAGGCCGCUGCCGCCGCCGCCUGCACGGAACCAGCUUGGCUGUGCCUCCUGCAUGUGCCGCAGCCGCCAGGAGCCCCGCAGACAAUCGCUGCCACCAUGGGGACGGGGGGCAGGAGGGAGGGGGCAAGGCGGGGAAGGGGGGCUGUGUGCCUUGUCAGUAUUAUUUCCCCCCCGGGGCCAGUGGCCUCCCUCUCCCCCCGGCUCACGCAUGGAGUUUUGUUUUGCUUGAAUUGUACAGAGGUUUUUUUUUUGCACAGCACAGAGAUGUCUGUCUUGUUAUUUAAGGGGGUGGGAGGGAGGGGGGAAGAAGAGUGAGGGUGGCUCCUCCCCCUGCCCCUCCCCCUCUCUCACAUGCUUUCCAGCCCCACAGUCACCCCCUUCCCUGGCAGCCUCACCCUCCUCUGGGCAGCUCCUUUUCUCCCCCUUGCUUGGCUGCCCUUCUUGCCCUGGGUUGCGCAGCAGAGGCACCUCCUCCUGAGCCCUGGAGAAAGUGGGUGGGCAGGUGGGCACAGUGCCAUGAAUGUCGCAGGUGCAAGAGGCAGCCAGCAGCUGGCCAGACACCCCCCCAAGAGCUGGGUUCCCCUCCCUCCCCCCCUCCCCAACAGGGCUGGGGCCGGUUGCUCAGCGACGGGCACCCAUUCCCAUCUCCAGAGCUGAGGCUGCUCCAAGUGUUUGUUUCUGUUCCUAUUUUUAAUAAACUGUUUUGU